GUCUCUACAGCCGCCGCAACAUGUGAGGAAAACUUGGGGAGUCGGUUAUUUUGACGUCUGCCCACUGUUUACGUUCAAUCACACAACACUGAAUGAGCGAAAGUUUAACGGUUUGCUCACGUUUCGACUCUUUGAGUGGCUGAAAGCGUGGUCGCCUAAAGUCGGGUUAGCUAGCUCCGCUCGCACGGUCACUGUUUCGGUUGGUUCACUAGCUCGCAGCCCGCUAACAGCAUGGACAACACGGAGGAAAAUGGGAUUGAGCUCCACGGAGAUGAGGAAAUUAUUGAGGUGAUCGACCUGAACGAAGCCGAGCCUGGUCCUGAUGAUUUGGCUGAAGACUUGGAGGAUGUUGACUUUGAAGAUCCUGGAAACGCAGAUGUUGAUGACAACGAGGGCUGGGAGACAGAGGACGAGAUGGAAGCUGAGGCGGGGCAGGAUGACAGCGAGCUCACUUUCUCCAAGCACACCAGAUCAGUGUUUUGCGUCAGUUUGGAUCCUGUGACAAACAGCUUGGCUGUAACAGGCGGGGAGGAUGAUAAGGCCUACGUUUGGAGGGUGAGCGACGGCGAGGUUCUGCUGGAGUGCACGGGUCACAGAGACUCUGUGACGUGUGCCGUGUUCAGUCACGACUCCUCGCUGGUGGCAACCGGGGACAUGAGCGGCGUGAUUAAAGUCUGGAAAGUGGAAACCAAAGAGGAGAUCUGGUCCUUCGAAGUGGCAGAUCUGGAGUGGCUGGAGUGGCAUCCCUGCGCCCCGGUGCUGCUGGCGGGAACAGACGACGGCAGCGUGUGGAUGUGGAAGAUCCCAGCAGGAGACUGUAAAACCUUCCAGAGUCCUGCGUGCCAGGCCACCAGCGGCAAAGUCCUGCCUGAUGGUAAACGGGCUGUGGUGGGUUACGAGGAUGGGACAGUACGUGUGUGGGAUUUGAAGCAGGGCAACGCCAUCCACGUUGUUAAAGGACCGGAGGGACACCAGGGAGCACUGACCUGCCUGGCGUGCAACAAGGACGGCUCUCUGGUGCUGACGGGGUCGGUGGACGGCUGUGCCAAGCUCAUCAACACCACCACGGGCAAGGUGGUUGGAGCAUUCUCUGCGGAGGGAGGCAAAGCAAAAGGAACGAAGGACGAGGAAGACGCCAACUCUGUGGAAUCUGUGGGAUUCUGCAACAUCCUGCCUCUCAUAGCUGUGGCGUACCUAGACGGGACUCUGGCCAUAUACGACCUCUCAACACAGGUCCUGAGGCACAGGUGCCAGCAUGAGGCUGGCAUCGUUCACCUGAAGUGGGAAGAGUCUUCUUCUGUGGUGUCCACCUGCAGUUUAGACGGAGCUCUGCGCUUAUGGGACGCUCGUUCUGGCAACAUGUUGUCCGAGUACCGCGGCCACACCGCAGAGAUCCUGGACUUCACCAUAAACAGGGAAGCGUCUCUCGCAGUGACCGCCUCAGGAGACAACCAGGUGAAAGUCUUCUGCCUCCAGAGACCUGACCGGUAAAGCCAGCUGGAAGAAAAAGGACAAGAAGGAGGAGAUCCUUUAAGUGGUGCUUAAUUGGCAGAUGUUUGAGCAAAUUUAAGUACAUCUAAAGUACCUGAGAGAAAAGGAGCCUGUGAUCUGGUUUGAAUGACAGAGAGCAGAUCUUCUUGUCUACACAGUACACUGUUUCUGUAUGAGACUAAACAAAGUGGUGUCCUGGCGUUGACAUCCAGCUUAAUGUUCUUUCCUCUAAUAUGUUUUAGAGAUAAAAAAUUUCCUUUGGUCUUGAUGAUUAUUUUUUUUUUCCAUAAUUGGAUUUUUUUGUUUCCUACAUUUCCUCCACAAGUUCCAGUGUUUCCUGUGGAGGGUGUGUGUGUGGUCUUCCAGCUCUCAGACAGAUUGCUCAGCCAGGAAUUAUCUCACCAUAAUUUCUAAUGUAAAGUUCAGUGUAAAUACAAAAUAAUAAAUAAUAUACCUCC
This is a messenger RNA of Toxotes jaculatrix (banded archerfish), 1949 nucleotides long. It is a transcript of the gene aamp, whose product is annotated as angio-associated, migratory cell protein. The record is from RefSeq and is a predicted model, not a curated record. NCBI's taxonomy places the organism in Eukaryota, Metazoa, Chordata, Actinopteri, Toxotidae. Gene Ontology annotation, molecular function: protein binding. The coding region runs from base 232 to 1491 and encodes 419 amino acids. The transcript has 11 exons. Gene Ontology annotation, cellular component: cytosol.